Molecule: messenger RNA, 2897 nt
Organism: Syngnathus acus (greater pipefish)
Lineage: Eukaryota; Metazoa; Chordata; Actinopteri; Syngnathiformes; Syngnathidae
Product: probable nuclear hormone receptor HR38
Exons: 7
Coding region: 1020-2750 (576 amino acids)
Biological process (GO): regulation of transcription by RNA polymerase II; cellular response to corticotropin-releasing hormone stimulus
Cellular component (GO): transcription regulator complex; nucleus
Molecular function (GO): zinc ion binding; nuclear receptor activity; nuclear glucocorticoid receptor binding
Source: RefSeq, a predicted model, not a curated record
AUGGAGGAGGAUUAAUCCGAAGUAAAUGAGAGGGAAAAGUGGAACUUUACGUGGGAGGUUUAAAAAUUUAGAAGAGCCUAGCUAUAGGAGCAGACAUUUUAAAUGGGAGCAUACAUGUUUGUCAAACGAUAGAAAACAAUGCGUUCUCCUCAAACAUUGGCGUCUGAUCAAUUAGAAUUGAUGUCAUGAAAUAUUGGGGAAUAUAAAUGUAUGAUUAAAAUUGACUUGCAUGAUUAGAGAAACAUUACACACUUAUCUUCAUAUUUAUAAGUUCAUCAGCAAAACAAUUUCUUCUCACACUGAACAAUCACUCGCACUCUAAAGAGAAACUGGAUCGCACCCUGGCAUCCCCUGAGAGGGUUCAAGUGCGCUUUGUAUUAACUGCUUGGGACUGAUAAGUUAUGACAUUAACUCAUGCUUCAAUUGUUGCUGACAAACGGGCAUUUACAGCUGUGGCAGUGCCGUCCAUUAUGCAACUAUUCAAAUGACGACAGUGUACGACAAUACAAUUAAGCAUCUCUUUAAUUGGGGAGUAUAUCACUUAGUGCAAUCAAGUGUUGUGGUGUUUUUUUUCUGCGUGUGUGAAAUGUCUGACAUAAAAAGUCUUAUCUUCUUGCAAACAGCUCUAUUUUUACUGACGUCCAUUAAUAGUCCCACGUGAGCAGCAAGUUAGUGCUUUAUAUUUAGACCGCGAGGAGCAUGGGCGUUUGCGUCAGUGGAAUCCCGUGAAUGCGUCACUCAUAUGACGUCUGUGGCGAUUGCCACAUGAUUGGCUGUGAACCGGAAACCAGCCCUCCUCUCCUACCACCGUUUUAGGCACGGUCCCGCCUUGUAGUCUCCACAGCGUGAUAAAACAAGCAGCACAUGGAGCGUCCCGCGUGGAUCUGAACUGAUGCGUGUGUGCGUGAGUGUGUGCGCGCGCGCUUGUGUGAGUGGGCGUGUGCAUCAGCGGGGCCUAUAAAGUUUAUCCUUGGAAUACAUGACCAACAUCAGAAUUUGGAUAUUUACGUGAAUCAGCGAUGCCCUGUGUACAAACACAGCACGUAUCCCUGACCCAUGACACCCACUUUGGCUCUGACCUCUUAAACCCUGACCCGGGCGCCAAGUUGGCGAUGGACAUCGGUAGCCAGAAGGAGCAGCUGUCCACGUCGUUGUUACCCAGCAUCAAUACCUUAGUGGGAAGCGGCUACAUAGGGGAGUUUGAUGCUUUUUCCUGCAAGAUUCCCGCCUCGGCUUCCACGUCUACACUAUCGUUCGGCCAGAGUUCAGUCGCUGAAAGUUUGGACUGCCAAAUGCAGAACCAAGCCUAUAAACUGGAUGACCUCCAAGUGUAUGGCUGUUACCCAGGCUCAUUUACACUCAGUUGCAUCGAUGAGACUCUGUCGUCCUGCGGCUCUGACUACUACGGCAGUCCAGGCUAUCCUGCCGCUUCCCCCCCAGCAACGGGCUUUCAGACACUCUGUGCACCUCUAUGGGAUUCCACUUUUAGCACCUACAACUCAGCACCUCAAGCUGAUAAACAGCCCUCGUUUUUCCCCUUCAGCCCCGCACCGGAGCAGCACUCUCCCGUGCUGCCCCACCAUGAUGCUCCAUUCGGUCAGGACGAGGCUUUUUUCAUGUCUCCUCAGCAGCAAGUGUCUUCGCUCCUUUGCCCCGUCAUGUCUAUAGAGCACGGCGCCAGGCUUGUGGAGGGCUCUGCCAAAAUCCACAACCCGGCUCUGAGCGAGGGCCGCUGUGCCGUGUGCGGAGACAAUGCAUCCUGUCAGCACUACGGGGUCCGUACUUGUGAAGGCUGCAAAGGUUUCUUCAAACGAACUGUGCAGAAAAAUGCAAAAUAUGUUUGCUUGGCUAACAAAGAUUGCCCAGUGGACAAGAGGAGGAGGAACCGCUGUCAGUUCUGCCGUUUUCAAAAAUGCCUUACAGUGGGAAUGGUUAAAGAAGUUGUCCGGACAGACAGCCUGAAAGGUCGCCGAGGGCGUCUGCCAUCCAAGCCCAAGACGGUAGCCGAGGCUUCCUCCACCACCCCCAGCGUCAACAUCAUUUCCUUGCUUGUACGUGCGCAUUUAGAUUCCAACCCGAGUAUCGGCAAGCUUGACUACUCCAAGUACCAGGAAACCGUGGACAAGGUAUCGGAGAAGGAGGAUGCUGGUGACAUCCAGCAGUUCUAUGACCUACUAACCGGCUCAUUGGAGGUCAUAAAAACCUGGGCUGAAACCAUCCCGGCAUUCUCUGACUUUUGCGCAGAGGACCAGCAGCUACUUCUUGAGUCUGCCUUUGUUGAGUUGUUCAUCCUACGCCUGGCAAACAGAUCCAAUCCAGAAAAGCACAAACUGAUCUUCUGUAACGGCGUGGUCCUCCACCGACUGCAGUGUGUUCGUAGUUUUGGGGACUGGAUCGACUCCAUCAUGGAUUUCUCCCAGAGCCUUCACCGAAUGAACUUAGACAUCUCUCUGUUUGCGUGCCUUUCAGCCCUCGUCAUCAUCACCGAUCGGCACGGCCUCAAAGAACCCAAACGUGUUGAAGACUUCCAGACCAACCUCAUCUCAUCUUUAAGGGCGCACGUGAGUGGAAACCGAUCGGAAGUGAGCCGAACCCAACCCGGUUAUCUCUCUCGGCUUCUGGGUAAGCUCCCGGAUCUCAGGACUCUUUGCACACAGGGCCUGCAGCGCAUCUUCUACCUAAAACUGGAGAACCUUGUCCCCCCUCCACCUAUUGUGGAGAAAAUCUUUAUGGAUAUCCUCCCAUUCUGAAUCCAAAUGAACUCAUAAGGAGAUGGGAACACACCUUAUAUGAUUUUUGUUCUUUUGCUGGUGCUAAAAAGCACUUUACCUGUCAACUAAUAUAUGGGACCUUAUCUACAGCGGCGAGCUUUAAAGAUGCAUGCAGAAUCUUUACGG